Diprion similis is the source of this 1606-nucleotide messenger RNA. Its product is annotated as facilitated trehalose transporter Tret1-like. Gene Ontology annotation, molecular function: sugar transmembrane transporter activity. Gene Ontology annotation, biological process: transmembrane transport; carbohydrate transport. Lineage: Eukaryota; Metazoa; Arthropoda; Insecta; Hymenoptera; Diprionidae. The coding region runs from base 83 to 1489 and encodes 468 amino acids. Gene Ontology annotation, cellular component: membrane. The transcript is spliced from 3 exons. The record is from RefSeq and is a predicted model, not a curated record.
UAAUAACACACAUUCUACCAAUUGUCUUGAUGUCAUAAGCAAGUCUCAACGUUAUCUCCUCAGGUUUAUAUGAAGAUAUAGUAUGAAGAUGGAGACAGCGCGAACCAAGCAAUGGCCACAAUACUUAGCGGCACUUACCGCGACAAUAUCGCUGGCCAUAACCGGUUCUCAUAUCGGUUGGACAUCACCGACACUGCCGUACCUGAAAGGAGACAAUUCUCACGUGCCAAUAACGUCUGACGAGGCGUCUUGGGUCGCGUCAUUUUACCUCCUGGGAACGGUGCCGGGGAACAUAAUCGCGGCGUUCCUGGUCGACAGAUAUGGUCGGAAACGAAGCUUACUGGGGUCUGGAGUACCGCUCUUCCUCGGCUGGGUCCUGAUCCUGGUCGCGGACAAUCGGCACGUCCUCUACGCCUCACGGUUCAUAAGCGGGCUGGGACAAGGCCUCGUCUACGUCGUCUGCCCGAUGUACAUCGGCGAGAUAGCCGAUAGCGAUAUCCGGGGAGCCCUCGGCUCUUUCAUGAAGCUGAUGGUGACCCUCGGCGAGCUCUACGCUCAUGCCAUCGGCCCCUUCGUCUCCUACGAGAUCCUCGCUGGCCUUUGUGCCAUCCUGCCUCUACUCUUCGUCCUGAGUUUCUCCUGGAUGCCCGAGUCUCCGUACUUCUUUCUGAUGCACGAACGACGCGCCGAGGCCGAGGCCAGUCUGAUGCGUCUGAGAGUCUACGCCUCGAGGUCCGACCUGGACCGCGACAUCGAGGAGAUUAACCAAGCCAUGAUCAAGGAUCUGUCCAGCCGUGGUGGCACCCGGCAGCUCAUCGAUACCCCAGGAAAUCGGCGGGCCGUUAUCGCAAGUUUUGGCCUCCAGCUCGUCCUCCAGUUCAGCGGACUCGCAGCCAUCGAGUCUUACACUCAGGAAAUAUUCGCCGAGAGUGAGUCUGGCCUCUCCGCAGGUCUCGCCGUCAUAAUCCUCGGCGUCUUUCAGCUCGCAGCUGGCGUUGCAGCCGCCAUAUUGGUUGACCGGAUGGGCCGUAGGCCGCUCCUUAUCGCCACGACCACCGCUGCUGGAAUCGCCCUUGCCGCGAGCUGCAGCUUUUAUUUCCUUAAGCUCGGCGUCGGCGUCGACGUCCAAGGGACAGGGUGGGUCCUCGACGGCUCGGUUAUGAUGUACGAACUGGCCGUAGCUCUGGGCCUAAGUCCCCUUUCGUACAUGAUGCUGGGAGAGCUUUUUCCCACCAACGUUAAGGGCGUCGCCGUCACCCUUGCCAACGUCUGGGCAGCCCUGCUAGCAUUUUUUGUCUCCAAGAUGUAUCAGGUACUUUCCGAUAAUUUUGGCGUCUACGUUUCGUUCGCUUGGUUCUCGUUGAGCUGCUUUAUUGGCAUCGUUUUUAUAGCCUUUUUUGUACCCGAAACUAAGGGCAAGUCUCUUAAUCAAAUUCAAGAUCAACUCAACGGUCGUAAGGUUGUUGAGAAAAGUGCUAUCGCGGCAUAAUUUUCACGGAGAUCGUUAGUCGAUCUUUGGAGGCGAGGCAUUUAAAGGCUGCGAAUUUUAGUAAAUAUCGAUUCUCAAUACCGUAUUGAAUGAUUAUAAUUAGGAUUAAUUAUCGUU